Molecule: messenger RNA, 1468 nt
Organism: Tachysurus fulvidraco (yellow catfish)
Lineage: Eukaryota; Metazoa; Chordata; Actinopteri; Siluriformes; Bagridae
Product: gap junction beta-1 protein-like
Exons: 2
Coding region: 196-912 (238 amino acids)
Biological process (GO): cell communication
Cellular component (GO): connexin complex
Source: RefSeq, a predicted model, not a curated record
GUGUGUGUGUGUGUGUGUGAAGUUCUUGAGUGUGAGAGACACAGAGACAGAGAGAGAGAGAGAGAGUUUUGAUCCACCCUCCACUGCUGCAUCAAAAAGAACACUGAGAUGGAGUGUGUGUGACUGAUGUGGUUGAUUCUCCAUCAGGAAUCACAGACACUAACAUCAUCUACAGUGACGGAGUGGUGAGUGAGGAUGAACUGGGUGACAUUCUACGCUGUGAUCAGUGGUGGUAGUCGUCACUCCACGGCUCUGGGGCGAGUGUGGCUCUCGGUGCUCUUUGUGUUCCGUGUGUUGGUGUUGGCUGUGGCAGCGGAGAGCGUGUGGAGUGAUGAGCGUGAGCAGUUCACAUGUAACACGCAGCAGCCAGGCUGCAACAGCGUGUGCUACGACCACUUCUUUCCCAUCUCACACACUCGCCUGUGGGCACUGCAGCUCAUUCUGGUGUCCAGCGCCACCUUGCUAGUGCACAUGCACGUCGUGCACCGGAAGCACCUGCAGAAAAAGAUGCGGCGCCACCACCCAGGUUCAGGCGAGCUGGAACGAAUUGCCGCACGUGCCACGGAGAUUAGCGGUGCCCUCUGGUGGACGUACAUCCUCAGCCUCUUGGUGCGUGUCGCUUUUGAGUCGGCCUUCCUCUACCUGUUCUAUGCCAUAUACCCCGGAUAUCGGAUGUUCCGGCUGGUCAAGUGCGAUGCCUAUCCGUGUCCCAACAUCGUUGACUGUUUCGUCUCACGUCCCACUGAGAAAACUGUCUUCACCAUCUUCAUGCUGGCUGUCUCAGGUGUCUGUGUCCUCCUCAACAUUGCAGAGAUCAUCUUCCUCAUUGCCCACGCUGUGAGCAAACACCUGAACUCCAGCGACCAGUCGCAUGUGGGAGCCUGGAUCAGCCACAAACUGUUCUCCUACUAAAGAGCUGUUUUAUUUAAAUGAAAAACACUCAUCUUCACACUGCUUCACCUCACUGCAUCACCAUGUUCACACUGACAUGCUCACACUCACCAACAAACCACUGUGCUGUAUAUUUUAGCUAACAUUAAUGACAUUGAGUGACUAAUGAAGUUUAAUAACAAUCUAAUCUAACCUAAGCUUCCAUCUGUCACACUGUGAAAUCAGCCUUAACAGUUGACUAGAUAACUAACUAAUUUAACUAAUCUAACUAAUAACUAAUGAUUUAACUAAUUGUGAGGUGGAAUGUGACACGGAAUAAAAAGGUACAUAAGAGCAGGCGUAGGGUCCCUAUGUAGGCAGCAUGUUAGUGCUCCCUUAAAUACACAACGAGUCAGGAGUGCGUUUAAAGGUGGUUCGGUCUCUGAGCUCUUGGCUAACAGAAGAGUUUACCUUGAAUGGGACAUUAUAUGGUAUCAUCAUGUCAUUUACAUAUGAUAAUUAAUAACAAAAGGUUUUUGACUCAUACUUUUAAAAUGAUUUUAAACAGUGAAUAAAUGUAAUAUAUUGAAAAAAACCC